AUGCCAAUCGGCGAUGCGAACGCGCGGCUUUUGCUCGCGGUGACGACCAUCGCGUUCGGAAACUUUCUCCGGAGGAUCGGCCUGGUGGACGUGGACGUCGGCAAAUCCCUGCUGAAGGUGUUGUUCAACGCUACCCUCCCGUCCGUGCUGCUGAUGUCGAUCUUCAGCGUCACCUUCGACGCGCAGUCUGCCGCAGUAUCCGCGUGUGCACUUGGUCAGGCUAUCGUACUUUUGAUUGCACAUCUCGCCUUUCGCGGCCAGGGUCGUCCACCCAAGGAACUUGCGCUGCUUGCCGGCUCUUGCGUUGGCGUCAACCUUGGCACCUUCUGCUAUCCAUUAGUUGAGUCAGUUUGGGGAAGUGAGGGGCUCACCAGGGUCGUGCUGUUCGACGCGGUCAACCAGUGGUCGCUGCUCAUCGUGGCGCCGCUCAUCUACGCCUCGAGCAUAGCGGGCGCGUCGUUCUCUCCGGUUAAGGCUUUGGCAAACGUGAAGAAACAGCUCACGAGCCCGUGUCUGCUUGCCAUGUUCACGGCAAUUGCUCUCAGGCUCGCGGGCCUGUCGCUGCCUGAGCCAGUUGCAGCGUUCACGUCUUCACUAGCGCUGGCGAACAAACCCCUCGCGCUGCUCGCACUCGGGAUAUUAUUCGACCCGCAGCUAAACAAAAGUCAGCUCAAGGACAUCGGCACGUUACUUGCGUUGAGGUACGGCGCCUGUCUCCUUCUGGGAGCUGCGGUGAUGGCGACGCUCAGUGUGUCGAUGGGACCCGAGUGCACGGCGGUGGUGCUCGCCGCGCUGAUAUCACCCGUGCCCUUACUGACGGUGACUUACGCAAUGGAGUACGAUUGCGAUAUCAAACUAAGUGCAUCAGCAGUAAACGCAGGAAACUUUUGCUCGUUCGGUUUGCUCCUUGCGGUGGCCAACACAAACCUCACCAAUGCCACGGCCCUGGCUCCCGCAGUAGCGGCAGCUGGGACUGCGCUGGCUCUAGUUGGGGUGUUGGGUGCGCGAGGGAAGUCGGCGAGCAGGGAUCAAGUCACACCGGUGCAGGCAAAUGCAGCGCGCUUUUCACGGCGGCGUUGUGCUCAGGUCCACGACCGGAGGCAGUUGGAAGUGCGCAAGGGGCAUGAUGUUGGAUUCGCAGGGAGUCUUGGUGCGGUGAAUGUUCGCGUGCAAAUUGCAAAGGGUCACGCGAAUGCAUAA
Micromonas commoda is the source of this 1200-nucleotide messenger RNA. RefSeq names its product auxin efflux carrier family. The coding region runs from base 1 to 1200 and encodes 399 amino acids. NCBI's taxonomy places the organism in Eukaryota, Viridiplantae, Chlorophyta, Mamiellophyceae, Mamiellales, Mamiellaceae. The record is from RefSeq and is a predicted model, not a curated record. The transcript has 2 exons.